UUGUUAGGAUAAGCCAGCUCCUUCGCUUGCGCGGUGUGAUGUCCCUUCGUCUCUAUGCGCUUCGCGACUUCUCCCUGCGGCUGGUGGUGCUGGCGAAAUAGCUCCGUUUUGUUCAAGCUGAAGUAUAGAGCAAAUCUAACGUCUCUCUUCUAGACAGCCUUUCCCCUGAGCCUGUGUCAGCCUGUGGCUCUGAAGUCAUCCGCGCAGCUUGGAGGCGAAGAACCUGUUCGCGGUCAUCUGGCUAGGCUGCCACCAUUUCCGAACACCUCCUGCCGAGUCACUUCGCUGCAAGGCAUGCACGUGUUCUUAUGACGGCUGCUGUCCGACAAGCCAUCCUCCAUCAAGGACUCUGGUCAUCGGCCUCCAGUCGUGGAAUCUCUUAGUAGCGGCUGUGCCUUCAGUGGAACUAAUUCGGGAACAAUGGAUCCAACUGUUGUGAUCAACACGCUUGAUGAGGAUGAGCAGAAGCCUGCAAAGCCUGCAGAGAUGCUCGUCUUUGAUGAUUCGGCCCACCUCAACAAAGUGCUUAUGAACUUGAACAAGCUGCGCAAGAACAAGCAGUUUUGUGAUGUUGUUUUACAUGUCGGUUCAGACCAGGACAUGCACGAGAUAUAUGCGCAUCGUGCUGUAGUAGCCAGUGUGAGUCCUUACCUGUUCGAGCUGCUGGCUCAGAAAACCAAGGGCACACUGCAGAACCAAUGCAAGAUCAAUGGGAACUUUGACAUCAGUGCUUUUGAACGCCUUGUGGACUACGCCUACACAUCCAGGCUGGAAGUACCCAAAUCAAAAAUGAAAGCCAUGUAUCUGGCGGCUGCAAAGCUGAAAGUACAUCCAGUGACCAAAUAUUGUGGGAAGUACCUUGUGGAACACUUGACUCCUGACAACUGCACAGGAGUGCGGGCCAUCCUGGUGGAGUCCAUGGACCAGGAGCUAGUCGCAGAAGUGGAUGCAUACCUGCGGGACAACAUCGCCGAGGUAGUAAAGAGCAAGGAGCUGCAAAGCCUGCCCCACAUCCAGGUAGAACUCGUGCAGCACAGCAGCAUUGAGAUGGAUUCUACAAACAAUAAGCACCUCUGCCAUAUGGUACUUGAUUGGAUGCGCUCAUCAUUUGACCACGAGGGUGUUCUCAUGGAGACCCUCACAGAGAAGGUGCACAUGCUCUACCUGAACCUGGACCGUACCUUACAUGACUGCAAUGACAUUGAAGCUGGGGAUGCAAAGGACACUGAGCUAAUUCAAGACUACAAGCGCCUCUCUCGUCGGCUGUCUCAGCCCAAGGGCAGCAAGACUAAGGGUCGUUCGGGCAUCACAACACCAGCAAAGCCGCGCCAGUUCCUUUACACCCGCUCAGAUUCUAGUGGAUCUUCCUCAGACGAGGAAGAUCGAGAUUGGAAGAUCAUUGCAACUACAUCCACUGGAGCCCACAGUACAAUGGGACUGGCUGUUGUGUCAGGCACAAUGAUCGUGCUGUCAGUGGUGCAGAGACUCAAUGGUCCAGCCAACAAUGGCGACAGCUCGCCUGAGGUGUGCAGCACUACCGUUGGAUACACCACAUUGCCUCCCAUGAUGAGUUCUCGGUGUGGCAUGGGAACAGCUGAGUUUCAGGGCAGGCUGCUUGUUUGUGGUGGAUAUGAUCGUGGAGAGUGCUUGCGCACUGUGGAGGCCUACAACCUGGCCACAAAUCGCUGGAGCUCCUUGGCCCCUAUGCAGAACCCACGGGGUCGUGUUGACGCCACCGUUUUGCAUGGCCUCGUCUAUGUGAUAGGAGGCAGCGAUGGCUCCAAGGAGUUGGCAUCGGCUGAGGUGUUCAACGGCUCAACCUGGAGCACACUGCCACCCAUGCCUGUUGCACGCUCCAAUACUGGCGUCUGUAACCUGGACAACAAGGUCUUUGUGGUCGGUGGCUGGAAUGGCAAGCGUGGCCUCUCAUGCUGUGAUAUCUUUGAUCCUCUCACCAAAACUUGGAGCAGUGCUGCUCCUAUGCUGCUAGGGCGCUACCAAGCAGGGGUGGCUUGCUUGAAUCGAGAGGUGUAUGCUGUUGGUGGCUGUGACUCCUGGACGUGUGUGGCCUCAGUGGAAAAGUACAACCCAAUAACCAACACUUGGGCAGAGGUGGCAUCUCUGCAGAAUGCCAGGAGAGGCUGUGGAGUGGUGGAGUACAAUGGGAAGCUUUAUGCAGUUGGUGGCCAUGACGGGGUGCGCUCCCUCUGCAGUGUUGAAGUGUAUGAUGCACAGACCAACAGUUGGAGCCCUGGCCCCUCAUUGACCAGCUGCCGCGCCAAUGUGGGCGUUGCUGUAGUUGGCAGCCGGCUUUUUGCUGUGGGUGGCUUCAAUGGCAAGGCCUUCCUCAACACCGUUGAAUUUCUCGAUGCUCGCACCAACGAGUGGACCACAUUUGUGGCAAAGUCAGAGGCCCUGCAGCCAAUACCCCGCAUUGCAGAGGAUGACAGGGACUCUUCACGUGAGGGUUCGGCCGAGGAGUGCCGUUAGCAGUUGCCUGUCCCCUGUUACCUGUAUAUUUGUUGUGCCCCCUGUGGCCACUGCUCUUGAAUUUUUUUUUGUUUUAUUAAUCUGUGUUAUAUCUGCAUGAAACUGUGUGCCACCUGAUACACACCAUUCCAUUUCCAAUGUUUUUACAACAAUGGGAGGCAUGCUGUGUACCAAAAGAACCUAUUCCCCCAAUUUUCUUCCAACAAUAUUGGCUGUCACUUUGAACCAAUAAAUGACAAUGGCAAGAACAACCUGCCUAUUUUUUACACAAGCACGGCCGCUAUGGACAGCAACAUCGGUUUGAUUUAAAGAUUGACGAAUUUCUCAGAAAUGGAAGUAAACUUCAUAUGAUCCUAUGAAGUGCUAUACUUGUAUCAGUGGUCUGGUGUAGAAAUAAAUGUGGGAACAACUACUUUUUUGUGCAACAGACAGAAAAACCUGCUCACACUAUGUUGAGUUAGUCAGUCAUUAUUGUAUAAAACAUAUACUUUGCUGAACUUCAAAACAAAGUAUAGGUAUUUUGUUUACACACUUAUCCACAGAAGUGAUGUGUUUAUUAGUUGUUUGGUCUUCUUGCCUGAAGACCUGUCACAUUUUUGCUUUGCCUGUCCUAGAACUGAAGCUGUCAAGUUUGAUUAAGUAGUUCGAUAUUUUACGCUAAACAGCAAGCAAAUUUGGUAGACAGUGUACAAAAGCAAAUUUUGUUAGUAUUGUCAAAUGUUUAAAUCUGCUUGUUGCAGUAAUUUUAUUUCAUACGCUGCAUGUUUUACAAGAAUGUGGCAAGUCACUUUUUUUGCUUAUCGCGGACACGAGGCAGAGCUUAGAGCAUAAGAGGUACAUAGUUGGAUGUCUGUCAUGAAAGAAAUUAGUUUUGAUUAAUUACUAUCAUUGUUGUGUACUAGAAUACUGUAGACAAAAGUUAUCUAAAUUAUUGUGUAGUCUGCCUGUAUGAAUUGCUCAAUACUGCUGCAUUUCUGUUCAUAUACUCAAGCACAUAUGUCUAGCUGUGAAUUUCUUGUGAUCAGAUAUACUAUACCUUGCUGAAAGCAGGCCUGUUAGAUGUACAUAGACCGUUACAGUUCAUUUGUCAGAUGGUCCUCUAAUGUUGUUGCUUGACGAUCCAACAUGUUGACUACUCUAACAAAGGAAACAGUGAUGACAGCCAUUAUUGUAUUAAGGUUACAAGCAUGCAUACUGUUGAAGCAAACUGUGAGCCAGAAAGAGGUGUUGGCACAAAUAUACGUUUUGGGUCUGUUUUCCAACAAGAUUCAAAAGACAUUGACACGGACCACAUUAUUUUUCCUAUAAACUCUGCAUUUAUGUAUCUCCUGUCCUCCUUGCCUUUGUUAAAAGCGAUACUUUUUCGCAUCUGGUAGCUUGGCAGCCCCAUCUCUUUGCCACUGCUGUUGGACAUGUCUUUCCCGUCCUUGAAAGAUGAACAAUCAGGAUCAAUGCGACCUGACCAUCUGUUGAUCGUACCCUACUGUACUCACUGCCUUUUAACUAAAGGUCAUGUGCCUGAAUGCUGUGAAAGCACAUUUUGCUGCACUGGAAAAAUUUUGUAUGUUUUCUUAUGUAAUUUUUACAAUACAAAUUGGCUAAACAAUGCCAAAACUUGCCCAAGUAUUCCCACCAUUUUCCAGCCUUGGGUAUUCGAAAAGCUGGCAAGGAGGUGCGAGAGCCUGAUUUCUACAAAUGCAGUUUACUGUUAUUUCCUAUAUGCUUAAAGUACAUGAUUGAAUACAGUGACCAUUUUGUACUCUCGGGGAUCAUCAUUAAAAGGGAACAGUGUAUUUCCUUCUUUUGGAAUGUGUACUGGCAUAAUAUGCAGACAUGUUUCCCAUGUGGCUAUAUGGAAAUGCAUAUAUAAAUAAAGUGUACAUAUGUA
This is a messenger RNA of Rhipicephalus sanguineus (brown dog tick), 4378 nucleotides long. Its product is annotated as influenza virus NS1A-binding protein homolog B-like. Lineage: Eukaryota; Metazoa; Arthropoda; Arachnida; Ixodida; Ixodidae. The record is from RefSeq and is a predicted model, not a curated record. Gene Ontology annotation, molecular function: protein binding.